Messenger RNA from Vigna angularis (adzuki bean), 1411 nucleotides. RefSeq lists its product as uncharacterized. NCBI's taxonomy places the organism in Eukaryota, Viridiplantae, Streptophyta, Magnoliopsida, Fabales, Fabaceae. Gene Ontology annotation, biological process: negative regulation of DNA-templated transcription; shoot system development; negative regulation of flower development. The transcript is spliced from 2 exons. The record is from RefSeq and is a predicted model, not a curated record. Bases 167 to 853 code for a protein of 228 amino acids.
UUUAUCCUGGCAAAGAAAUAACAUGCUAGUACAAGAUUCCAAUGCAUAUUCAGGGGAAAAAGUCCGGUCUACUAUGCCUUUAACAAUUCAAAUUCCCUCUGCCCAAGGGUUGCUAAAUAGAAAAUGACUGGAAGAGGGACUUCAUCUUUCUCUAAACAAUUAUUUAAUGGAUGCACAUGUUUACAGCAAAAAGUGUAUCCAUCAAAUUGAAAGUCAUCUACCUUUCUCAAUGCCUUUUCAAGAUGGAACCUCCAAAGUACCGCAACUUAAGUGGAAAGACAGUGAUAAUAAUGUCUUUGGAGGGCAAAGCAUUUCUUCCGAGAACCCAACCAAUGCUCUUUCGGGAAAAGCAGUUCAUUGCGAAGAAAUUAAUGGUUCAAGAAACACACAACAGACUAUCGAAGUUGUGGACCAACUAGGUUUUGUGAAAGGAUACAGUGAACAAACACUGGAGGUGUCCGAGCAGGGAAUGCUAGAUGAUAUACCCAUGGAAAUUGUGGAACUCUUGGCGAAGAAUCAGUAUGAGAGGUGUAUUCCUGAUGUAGAAAAUAGAAGCUCCAUGUUAGAAAAACCCUCUCUUGGAAGGAAAAGACAGAUUGCAGGUGGCUCCACUGUACACAAAAAAGGGGAGAUGAGCUUGUUGAAAUAUGGCAAAAAGGAGAAACCUGAGGGAAAACAUAAGAAAAACAACAUGAUCAUAAGAGGAGAGAAUUUAAAGCCUAGCAAAAGAAAGCCUGUUCAUUACUUUACUCCAUUUGAUGGAAACAAUUUGAGUAUGAAUAAUCUCUGCCCUCCUCAACCCCCUUUGGGUUUGACGUUUCCCAGUCCCAAAAGAAGCCAUCAGGUGGAUUAGAGUUUUCAGCUAUUGGUUCCAAUCAGCUUGGUAGUUCUCAAAAUUGCAGGUUGAAUGGGAGUUUUGAAGAACGUGGAUCCCCUAAUGCGACUUUUCAAGCCCCUGGGGAUGUAGCUUACACAAGAAUAUCUUACAUCAGGAUGAUGAAGCUUCUCGCAUCUAGGCAUCCUUGACUUCAAAUCAUAUUUCCCCAGGAUAUGAUUUACCCAAGAGGGUUAUUUCUUCUCAGCAUCCUAACAGUAACAUGAACAUAACUUCUCUCUAAUCUGGUGCAUUUCACAAGCAAAACACGACGAGGGAUACUGAUCUUAAGUACAUGAAUCUGAAUCCUGUUGGACUAGAAAAGCUUAGUAGGAAUACAGGUUUUGAAACCUUCAGCAGAAUGGAGAAUAUUCAUUUCCUUGCAAACAUAGUGGAAUGGACCCUCAUCAAAAUUUCAGGGGAUCUCUUGAUAUGUAUUAUAAUGAUACAAUACCAGCCAUGCAUUUCCAAUGGUGGCGGAAUGAGGAGAGAGGAGAGAAAAGAGAGAGAAAAGAGAAAAAGUUGGGUGUUAAAGAA